This is a messenger RNA of Lentinula edodes (shiitake mushroom), 1695 nucleotides long. RefSeq names its product FAD binding domain-containing protein. NCBI's taxonomy places the organism in Eukaryota, Fungi, Basidiomycota, Agaricomycetes, Agaricales, Omphalotaceae. The record is from RefSeq and is a predicted model, not a curated record. The transcript has 10 exons. The coding region runs from base 1 to 1695 and encodes 564 amino acids. Gene Ontology annotation, molecular function: FAD binding.
AUGUCUUCUACAACCUCUAUCUCUCCUGCCGUGUUGAUUGUCGGUGCUGGCCCCGUAGGCUCUGUGCUGGCACUCACUCUACUCAAAAACGGAAUUCCUGUCCGGAUCAUUGACAAGGCGGGCCCUCAAAUCGGUCAGAAGGGGGCUGGAAUUCAGCCUCGCACCCUUGAAAUGCAUCACUUCUUAGGGACCCUUCCUGAUUUUCUCAGCGUGGCCCAAAGCAUGCCCCCAUGUACCAUCUACAAAAUCCCUGGUGGGACCGAGAUUUUGAAAACUUUCGAGUUGAAUCCACACGAAGAACCAAAGCCCGAUACGCCUUACAUUAAUCCCAUGGUUCUAGGGCAGUACCGUCAACAGUCUAUUCUUCAUCGUCAUUUGAAGAAAUACGGCUGUGAAGUCGAGUUUCAUACUGAGCUUCGUUCUUUCGAACAAUCAGACGAUCAUGUCCUGGCCAAUAUUAUGAAAAAGAGUCCUGAUGGAGCAGAGAUCCCUGAGGAGAUCAAGAUUCCCUAUCUCGUGGGUGCAGAUGGAGCUCAUAGUACUAUCCGUCGAGCUCUUGGAUUGACCUUCCUUGGGGAUACUCGUGACGAUGUCAGCAGUGUAAUCGGUGAUAUUGAGAUCAAGAGUGGCUUGAAUCAUAACACUUGGCACUUCUGGGGGGAAGGCUCUACGAAAAUGCAAGUCUACUACUCCAAUUCUCAAGUUGACAAUAAUAUUUUUACCAUGAUGGUUACAGGCAAGGAGCUUGAUCACGCAAAGACUGCCUCUGGACGUGAUGAAUUGGUGAAAACAAUCACAUUCGUUACGGAAAGGAAUGACAUUGAAUUUGGAGAUUUGAUUUGGAUGUCGCAUUAUCGUCCUAAUAUUCGAAUGGUGAAUAAAUUUGGGGAAGGAAGAGUCUUCGUUGCGGGAGACGCUGCUCAUGUUCAUAGCCCGGCUGGAGGACAAGGCACUAACUCUGGCGUCCAGGAUAGCUUCAAUCUUGGAUGGAAAUUAGCUCUUGUUCUCAAAGGAUUAUCCCCACCUUCACUUCUAAAUACCUACACAGAGGAGCGUCUCCCAGUCAUUGCUGCCAUGCUUGGCAAGUCCACCAAUUUGCUCAAUCAAGGCAAAGACAAGCCUGCUGCUGACGAAAGUAAAUGGAAGCGAGGCACAGAAUUCAAGCAACUUGGCGUCAACUACCGUGGAAGUUCGACACUGAUUGAUGAGACGGCCGACCUCACCAAGGACCUCAUCCGUUCAGACUCGUACAGUCUCGCCUCAGACGGCGUUAUUCAUGCGGGUGAUCGAGCCCCCCAGGCUCCCGAUUUGGAAGAUCUUCAUGCCAAUAGAACUCUCACCAGCCUAUUUGACAUUUUUGGACCAGACCACCACACGGUGCUUAUUUUCAGCUCUGUGAGGUUUAAAGGGGAAGAAAUUACCUCGGGGCUCAGCGGUUAUUCCAAAGGCCUAUUUAAGAUUGUACUCAUUCUUCCUGCCUUCAGCGAAUCUGAAUCAAUUGCUUCAGUAAAACAGUCAUCCGGAUUCGAUCUGGUGUUGCGCGACGCCAGUGGACAUGCGUAUAAAGGCUAUCCAACUCUUCCUGGGCCAUGCACUGUUAUCGUCGUCCGCCCAGAUGGGGUCAUCGGGGCGAUUGUGAGAGGGAUAGAUGGUCUACUUCAAUAUGUGAACGGCGUUUUCGUAGCUUUAGAGUAA